AUGACCCAAUGUUGUCAGGUUCAAAGGGCCAAAGAUUACCUCUUUAUUACGUACCUACCAUCGUCCAAACCAUCCGAAGACGAGAAGGCCAGAGCUCGUCUUCAGGUGCGGUCACAUGCUGCACAGAAACGAUAUGAUCGAGAUAACGGCAACGUGAAUGUCCAGAAUAAGCAUCUACAUGGACGGUCUGACUCCACCAUCUCGAAUACAAACACUGCCACGGCUUCAGCGUCUGAAGCUGAGUCAUCGUCCUUCGUGCCACACCUGCCGAGUCCACGUAUUGCCUUCACGGAUGAUGAUCAGCAUGCAUCAGCCGAAGUGUAUUCCCAAGAUCGCAGUCUCAGUCAAUUACAAUCACGUACCCCCAAACACCUGACAAACCGAAUUGGGGAUUCUCCAUUUGCCAUUGCCGGCAUUGAGCGCUUCGGGUCGGGGUCUCGGGACCCUUUUCACAGCUAUCCGCCCAGAUGCCCGUCAGCAGGCUCAUUUGAGAAGUGCUUUACUUACAGUGUGUAUUCCCUUGCUCCUUCAGACAUGACGUUCUCUAAGUUGAUGUUAAGACCAGUCUAUUUUAUGGCCUUCCUUGAUCCCUAG
This is a messenger RNA of Penicillium chermesinum, 594 nucleotides long. RefSeq lists its product as uncharacterized. Lineage: Eukaryota; Fungi; Ascomycota; Eurotiomycetes; Eurotiales; Aspergillaceae. The coding region runs from base 1 to 594 and encodes 197 amino acids. The record is from RefSeq and is a predicted model, not a curated record. The transcript has a single exon.